AUGUGCUUCGGCAAAGCUAAGGCGGUGGAUAACUACUCAUUCGGAACAUGUCAGCAGAGAAAGCUCUUUCCUCACCAUCAUCCCCCAAACCGGUUGGGGAACAAGUUUCUCCCACUUAGGGGCUCGCCCCACAGAGGGCCUGGAUGCUACACAACGGAUUGGUGUGGCUUGGCCUACAACCUAUCCAAGAUCCCGACCAGCACAAAAGGGUAUGCUUUUGGAGCCAGAACGGCCUUGAGGUUCCAGCCGAUGGAGAAGGAUAUGAAGCAUUAUCCAGGCAUGUACCAGAAAGUAGAUAUUCAGGAUGGAAAAUACAAACAAACUUUUGCUCCAUUUAAUGUCUUGAUGCCUCGAUUUAGGACCUUUUCAAAGGAUCCUUCUUACCCUGGCCCUGGCUCAUACAACCCAGAGAAGAAGCCACCCCUCAAAGUUGCUUGGCCUAUGCAAUUUGGAUCUCCAGACUGGGCUCAGGUGCCAUGUCUACAGAAAAGAACCCUAAAGACUGAGCUGUCCACAGACAAAGAAUUCAGAAAGCAUCGGAACCGUGUGGCCUACCUAAGCCUUUAUUACAACUGA
Messenger RNA from Lepus europaeus (European hare), 576 nucleotides. RefSeq names its product ciliary microtubule associated protein 3 (gene CIMAP3). The coding region runs from base 1 to 576 and encodes 191 amino acids. Lineage: Eukaryota; Metazoa; Chordata; Mammalia; Lagomorpha; Leporidae. The record is from RefSeq and is a predicted model, not a curated record. The transcript is spliced from 6 exons. Gene Ontology annotation, cellular component: ciliary basal body. Gene Ontology annotation, biological process: regulation of cell projection organization. Gene Ontology annotation, molecular function: cytoskeletal protein binding.